GGGGAGGGCACAAGCGCUUAGAACGAUCGCCUUGCUGCUCUAUUAUUUUUCAUUUAUCAAAUCGAUAUCCUGCGUCUAUUUUUAACGAUCGGCCACGACAAUUGGUCCCCAGCUAGGGGGAGAUAAGAGCCCUGGAGGAUGGAGAGGAAUUAUCAGCGAGUCGGGGUCGGGGUCGGUGCUUUUCAUAAUCCACCGCGAGCGAAAUACAGCGAGGAGACCAGAAAUCUGAUCAAAGUGUUAAUGGAGGAGUCCAGGCUGUCUAUGAUGCAAAGAAAAUUCAUUCAGGAUGCUGUGGAUCGAGGGGAACCCCUGCCACCCCCUGCAGAGCCAAAACCUGCGAAACCAAAGUAUGCAGAGUCAAAGGCCUCGUAUCCAUGUCUCUGGAAGAAAAGGAUGCAGGAAGCGAUCGUCAGCAGCGGCGCCUACGAAAGAGAGCAGUACAGGAGGCUGGCUCCAUUACCGAAUAAAGAAAAGCAGAAGCGACACCUGGCCUGCAUGAUGGCCUACGGGAAGGACAUGCCCCUGACCCCUCAGGGGCCAAGAAUUUUGCACAAAGCAAGGAGACAACCGCAGAUCCCGGAAAACGUGGACGCUCUCCAAGACCUGGUGGACGGGAUCCGGGAGAGGAUGGAGUUCCUGACCGACAUGGAGAACCUGGGCCAGGGGAAGAAAUACCGGCCGAUAAUUCAACAAGAGAUCGCCCAGAAGAUCAGGCUCAUGGAGGCGAUCGACAAGGAGAAGUCUAAAGAGGUUCGAAGAGAAAUGGGCGGUUUCGAGAGGCCGUGCAUAAAAACGUGCCCCCUGGGCGAGCUGGAUGACCCGUGAACUCCCCUUCGAUUUUUGU
Molecule: messenger RNA, 844 nt
Organism: Orussus abietinus
Lineage: Eukaryota; Metazoa; Arthropoda; Insecta; Hymenoptera; Orussidae
Product: UPF0193 protein EVG1
Exons: 6
Coding region: 139-825 (228 amino acids)
Source: RefSeq, a predicted model, not a curated record